Molecule: messenger RNA, 12178 nt
Organism: Caenorhabditis auriculariae
Lineage: Eukaryota; Metazoa; Nematoda; Chromadorea; Rhabditida; Rhabditidae
Source: the annotation of a GenBank genome assembly
AUGACGUCAUCCGUGGUGGGCGACGACGACGAAGAGCUCGAAGACGUGCCGGAGCGCGUCCGAAGAGGGGUCAUCUCGAGGGAAGUCGACGUCGAAAAGCUUCAGAAGACGUCUUCGGAUAGAAUCGCAGACGAAGCAGAGGAAGUUUCUUAGCAGCACACGGAAAGGGUCCUUCUCCUCUGACACCGCUUCUGCCGAGUUCGACUUUUCUUCCUGUGGACUCGUUAUCAAGAACAAUGCUCAACCCUAUGUAUAUGAAGCAUCGGCCUUCGUCGGUCUCUAUAGGACCGCCCAGUUCGCCGCCGUCGCUGCACAAUCUCAACCAGCUCGCCGCUGGUGGCGACGUCGAACAGCUCAGGUUGGCUCUUCCUUGAUUGUUGGACUUCUUCAGUCGAGGAGAAGUUAGAAGAACUAUUUUUUAGUGAAAAUUGAGAAGGCGUACUGUUUGGACUGGAUUCGAAUGAUAAUUUAUCUUCCCUCAUGUCGUGCAGAUUUUGCAGCUCAUUCAAAUUAUCUAAACCUUCAAUUUCUCCUUUUUUUUUAAAAUUUUAUAGCUAAGAAUGGUACUUCAGUUGAAAAAAAUAUAGACGAUUGCUCGAAAACCAGUAAUUUUUCUGAAAUCAAAUUUGAGCGUUCUUUUUUUAUAUUCUCAAUAGGAUGAUUAAAAAAAUUAUCAAUGAAUUUCCCUCCUUUGUAAUUUUUCCAUGACUUCAAAACUCUAUUCAGAUACCUUUUUAUAAACGCGUGUUUAUAUUUUAGAACUAAAUGUCAAGUUUUGUUCAAACAUUGUUCUUUUAAUGGAGUUGGACUUCCGCAAGUGAAAUAAGAUAUUUCUUGAGAUUUUUUGCCCAAAAAAGGUAUUAUUGCUCGGGAAAAUGGAUUUAAAGUCGCUACUAGGAACCGUCGUUAUCUUUUUGUAAGUUCAAGUUUUCACAAUUCGUGCUCAGUGUUACCGUUUCAUGCUUUUCAAUUUAUUUUUUAUCAAACCGUUUUUUGGAACUUUCGAUACAAUUUCUUUUCAAGUUUUAUAAUAAUGUACUGAAUGAAAACCAAUGUCUUUCAGGAGAACGUCCGUCAAAUUUUAAUGUUGAUGUUCAAAGUGUUUUCUAGAUAACUUUCUUGAAUAGCUGGAAGUGUUACCAUCCUAAUCAGAAAAAAAUGUUUUCGUUUUUUUUUUGUUCUUGCUAGUUUGUACCUCAAUACGUAGUGAUUCGAGUAUAAAAAAAUCAUUUUUUUAUUCUAGCUGAAAAAAAUCUCUUUUUUUGAAGAAAUCAGUGAUUUCAUUUUCAUUUGACCAUGGACUUGCUGGCAAAACGACGAGAAUCUGUUUGGUCGCUAGGUAUCUUUCACCUCCUUUGGAAGAGGAACAACUUGGCCACCAAAAAAUAACUCGGGAUGCUGACAAAGCGCAAGAGUAGUAGUAGUAGGCAAUCGAAGUGAUUGGGUGCACGGCAGAGGUGGCGGCGCCGAACUCGUGAAUAAUUCCGCGACGAUGCGCCGCCGCCGACCUGAUCCUCCAGUCUCGCCAUGAACCUGCAGGGCCGGCUCUCGUCGGCCCACGACGUCUCCCGCUUCCACUUGUACGCUUUUUAACAGUUUUUUUUUCCAACUUUUUAUCUAUCCCAUCUUAAAUGUAAUUCAGUUAAGGUUGAACUGGACUUGAAAAAGGUAAGGGACUGUAGCUUUAGCUCAGGUUUAGACUUUUAUAUCUAGAGGGAGUUAAGAUUUUUGUAGAGUACUGUACUGUUCUCCAUGGUCUGCUAACAUAUCUCCCCUGUCACCCAUUUUGACAGUUGCGACGAAAUAGAAGCCUUGGUCCAUCUUGAGAGGAUUUGAAUCAGCGAGACGAUCCUUAGCAACUAAGCUGCGCGUCAUAUACAUUGUUCAAGUAUUUUUUUUUAACUUUAACGUUCACUUGGAGAUUGGAAUCUUGGCUAAGAAAAUAAACAUCAGUGGUCUAACCUUCGACGUGAUCUAUUUCUUAAUCACGUCUAUUCACAUACUCAACAGUCUUCACCGCUGCCAUGGUACUUGUACAUAUCGGAGCGAUACCUGAUUUAUUUUUGUUUUUAAUACGAAAAUUUUAAUGCGAGAUUUGUUGAAAACACAUUUUUUUUUCUUCUAACUCAAAAAGAAUACCUGAAAGUUUAUCAAAUUUUCGAAUCGAAAAACCUCUUUCAUGCUUAGUAGGCUUCAGGCUUGUAAGAAUAUCGAAGCCUAAGGAUUAUUUUUUCAAUAGACCUUCUCAUAAACUUGUUUUUUAUUAACUAUUAUAUACUUUCUGAAUAUAAGUAAUUUUAUUUCAAAGAAACCCGAUGAUAAUUUCUACUUCCUGCUCUUUUCAUUUUAUUAAUUCAUUCAUAAGUUGAAUCGAGAGAAUUUUUCUCAUGUUGUUGUUUGAUGAAUCGCCCACCUGCGAAUGUUCCUCGGUGUCCAUCGCUCAAAAUUCCUCGACGACCGAACAGCCGGACCUUCGUCAAUGUCUUCAUUUUAUUGCUGUCCUAAGCUUUUUGUAACACGCCACGCUAAUCGUUAAAUGAGUAGGCUUGGGAAAAUGAAAGGCUCGAGUCUAGUUGAAAUACCUUUUUCUCAAAAGUGCAGGGUACCUCUGGAAAAAGUUGAAAAGGAAGGAACCGAGGGAAAACUUUGAGUGGAUGUUCACGUAGGAAUUCUUUAGGACUUUGAAAGAGACGUUGUGUUCUCGAUUUUUUAAAGGAAAAAUAAGCGAUGGGCGAGGCUCAAUAAAAGAGAAAAAUUCGGAUAAUUUUGAGAAAAAUUGAUUUUUUUUUUAAUAGCGCGAAAAAGCUUACAUGUGUGGGCGUUCCUCAUUCUGAGGUCUGAAAAAUAAUCCUUUUUGUUUGAAAUUGAUGAUUUUUCUGAUAAAAAGUUUUUUUAAUCGCCAGUCAAGUUUGAUUCGCACACUGAUUUAUUUUUUGUUGAACAAAUCGGAAAACUCCUUUUUUUUCAAGUUUCGAUGGUUCCAAUUAGAAAUUCCAAAGUUCUUAAGAACUUGCGUACGACUUGACGAACUUCAAAAUAGCCCACUUCCUGAUUUUUGCAGCGAGUUCUUUUUGGCCUCUCACAACGUACGUCACCGCAUUUGUUUGCCUAAAAAAGGCAAGGAACUGAGCCGUCGAAGAACACAAAAAUGCUCCCCCUACAACUGGCUCUCGUAAGCUUCCCAUACGUCUUUCUGGACAUAAUUUCUCGCCUUCUCUCUCCAUCUUUUCCUCACUUUUCUUCCGAAAACCGAACGGGUUCCGAUGGAAAUUAUCUGGGCUUUUUUCUGAGAAAGAAAAGAAAAACAUCUUAUUAAGCUCGAGUCCGCCGUUCUACAACUUAGUUGAGAAAAAAUUGUGAGUUUUUUCUUUUCAGAGGUUCACGAAUAUUUAGCGCUAAAAUCGAGAAAUGAGAAUAAAGAAUGAAAGAAUGAAAAAACACAAACCAUACACGAUUUUGCUCCUAAGAUCGGAAUGAAAUUUUUGUAUUUUUAUUUUUAUUUUAAAAGAUAUGACUGUGUAUGAUUUCAACUCGCAAUAUUCUUCCCAAGUCCGGUCGUUUAUUCAAUUAGCAAUGGAGCGGCUGUCCCAUACAAAGAUUCUCACAUUGCUCAAUGCUGCAAAGCUUCACUCUUGCGUAUCUCAUCGAAGAAACUGGAGCUUUUGAUAGACCGAAAAGAUGGAUAAUUGACUUUUUUCUUGCGAGUUAAAGUUUUUCAGUAGGUUGCUCAAGCAAAUUUGACUUUUUGAGAGUAGUUUGUCUUACAAGUUAAUUGCGAGAAGAUCCAAAUCCUGCUGGAUUUAACUUGAACAUAUGAUUUCGGUCGUUUCCGGAAUUAGCCGUUUUUUACAGCCGUGUUUGUAAAUCAUUCGGCUAUUGGCGGCAUUUCAAACGCGAGCUUCACGUCAUUGGGAGGAGGGCUGAAAUAAUUUAUCUUUACAAGAUGGCCGUUCUGCGCACGUAGAGAACGCCGUGCUGAAAAUCAAUUUUAAAAAAAACGAACUAUUUUUGAGGAUUUUUAAGUUAAUUUUGGUUUACAAAAGGGAAGGGAAAGAAGGUUGUUUGCAACAGGAAAUAAGUAUCAUUAAAAUGACGUUUUCGAUUAUAUUUAAAUUGAAAGACUCUAUAAAAUGAGGAAAAACCACGAAAACUUAUUUUCUAGAACUUUUUCUGCGAAAUCAGAAUUUGGUUCUUAUGGAAGGACGACUGACACGUAACCCACGCCUCUCAUUAAUUGCUUAAAUUUCGAAAUAAAAAUAUAGAAUUUUUUUCAUUUUCCAUGUAAGGAUAUUGGCAAACACGUAAGCUUAAAAAAUUAGACCUGGGGACGAAAGAUGUACUUUAAAAAGAUGAAGUUACUGUUUCAGUGCCGAACGGUUGAACUUGUACUUGGACCGACAAGAGGGCGAGCUCGAGAACAUCGAUGAGGAAGGCGAGGAGAAGGAACCGGGAGUCAAGAAGAAAGUCUCGCGGCGAUGGAAAAGGGUGAACCAUUUCUCCAUUUAUACAGUUGUCUAAAAGUUUUGUUUUUUCUCUCAAGAUAAUUUCCUUCUAACUUUCAUGAAUUUCGACCGUUUUUCCAAAAGUUUUUAGGGCUUUUUGGCCUUUGUUUUUGAAAUUUUUAUCUCAGAUGUUUAGCUUAUCGCGUUUUUGUGAACUCUUCGGAGUGGAAAGACGAUGUUUGAAGGCCUUUCUCACAAGGUAUUGAUCAAAAAAAUAGUUUCAAAAGUAUUUUUUGACUACUUUUUUUUUCUAUAUAAUUCAAUUUCUUUCGUUUUUACUUUUUUGUUUUUAUUACCACCAUUUAUUUUUUCUUCUUCUAAGGUAUUUGAAGUCUUGAUUCCGCGAAUUUCAAACUGAAAAAAAAGGAAUUCAAAUGAUACUGUUUUUCUAAUCUCACAGUUUCUUAUUGAUAGUUUUAAAAUUUUAAUCCAUAACAAUCUAGGAAGGUUUUCACCAGUUUUUUUUUAUAUUUACAACAUUUUUCUCUGCUUUUUUUUUGGCUUGUUUUGGAUCAUUGUUACUCGAGCGACCUGUUUUUUGUCGACGAUGUUGAGAGGAGAUGGAUGGGUGUGCGAGAAAUUCGCACUGCUCGUCUUCUGGCUGAACCCCCGGGGGCAAACCGCGUACGCACGACCGGCGUGGAAAAAAAAACGAGUACCGCUAGAACAGCAUUGCUUCCAUUGAUUCAGCCUUCUGGGGAGAUUUCCGAAACAAGUUCUUGACAAAAGACAGAAAGUGAAAGCAAUAGGUUUGGCAAAAAUGAUGAGUGAGCCCAAAAAGUCGGAAUGUCUGCUCCACGGUUUGUCUUUCCUUAAAAAGAAAGACAUGAUUUUCAACUCCUUAAAAGGAAAAUAAUUCUCAAAAACUGCUUGAUAUUCUUCAUGAACAUCCUGUUCCAGCCAGUCAUGUUAUUUUCCCUUUUUUGCAGAACUUGCGGAUAGUGUUACCUCAUGUCGGUCUCGUCAUGCUCUCUACCGUCUACACGUUGCUUGGUGCCACCAUAUUUCACUAUGUCAGUUUUUUUUUUCAUUUCUUUUGGCAUUUUUGACUUUUUUUUUAAACGAAACUUACGCUCAUGGAAACGAAAAAAUGCUUUUUUUUGUACUAAUAAUCAGUUUCCUUUCCGGGAAAAAUAGGACAUUGUGAACAUUGAGAAUUUCAUGAGACUCAUUUAGCACGUCAAAGUUUUUUGUCUGUUUCAAAAAAUUGAUUUUCAUUUGUUAGCAAUAUCCAUAGGAGCAAAAAUUUUCGACGAAAAUACCUAAAAAUUUGAUAUUUAUGUGAUAGUCCGUAUGUUUGUAAUACCGAAGAAUCCGGAAAAGACAUAAAUUAGUUUUCGAUGAAUUCAAAGACUGAAAACUGAGGAUUUCUGCUUUUGACUUUUUCGCAGCCUUCAGUUAAGAUAGGACGAAAAGUCAGAUCUGUUGGGACCCCUUGUCAAGGAUAUCAGAACUAGUUACUGAUGACUUCAGUACGAGAAGCCGUUCGAAGAACAAUUGCGGAACGAGACGGCGCAUCGGGUGAACGGCUUGAAGACGCGCGUCAUCCGCCAGCUGUGGACCAUGAGCAGCAACGGAACGGAGUUCUCCGUCUGGCAACUCGUCGCCAACCAAGGGUGGCUUACUCAAUUCUUGUCAUAUUCCCACAGUUUGCUCUGAAAUAUUGAAGAUAGGCGGGAAAAAAGUGUCGAAAAGAAGAAAAGAUAGAAGUUGAGAAAUACUUUACCUCCGCUUUCAAAGAAUAGGAAUUGAAAAUUUUAUGUCUCAAGCCCGCUUUUCGAAUGUGAAUGAUGUUUUCAACGAUAAGCUGGAUUGAAUAAAAAACAUUUUUCGAGCCAUCGCCGUUUUUUUGACGCUCUUUUGUGUACUAAUAAAAAAUGUGCAGGAUGGACGAUCUGAUCCGCGACGUCUUCAUCGAUUACACACGCAACUACAUGACGCCAGAAGACGUCAUCACGGGCACGGGACCUGUCAAAUGGUCCUUCGGCUCGAGUAUUUUCUUCUCCUGGACCGCCAUCACUACAAUCGGUAUCUUUUGAUUUCAAUCUUCACUCGUCAGAACUUUUUUGUUCUUAAGAAGGGGCUUAUUAAAGAAUAAUUUUUUUGCUCAUUUGUUUUAACAUUCGGGUUUUAGUUAGCGUCCGAUGCGCUUCAUGAGGAAAAAAAAUUUGGAUAAGGGUAAAAAAUUGAGAGCGGUAUAGUUGACUUGCGGACCCUUUUUUGGACUUUUCUAGAAGAAUCAAGUAGAAUCAAAUCAACACGUUUCAGUCAGGCAGAUUACACUAAAGGUUCCUCUAUGGAAGCAGUAAAUUCUUAAAUUAUAAUUUCACGAACUAAAUUUUCUGUACCUAUUCAAACCGGGGGUAUUGGUUAUCUAGAGAAGAAUUUCCUGAAACCAUACAUGGGCAAGUGAAGAACUCAAUAAGUCCGGGAGGAGGGGUUGACUUUGAAAAUACUUAAUAAUACGUUUGAACUGCAGGGUAAUAGUAAUGACAAUAUAAAAUUAGGUCUCCACCUUCUGGAAGUAGUAUUAAUGUUAAUUUAGAAUGACUCAAGAGAAGGGGUCGGCGGCCAUCAAAAUUAGUCUGCCCAAUCAGUCCGGGAAGAAAGUUCGACUAGGCCUUGAGUUGGCCGGAAACUUUUCGGGUUGUCAUUAGCUGAGCCUCAUAUGUUAUGAUGCCGAGUUCGAUUUAAUUACGGCAGAAGAAGAAUAACCGUCAGAAAGGGGAAAACAUGGUUUCAGUGAGUUAGAGAUCAUUUCGAUUGAGUCGGAUGACUCUGCAACAAUUUUUCAUCGGAUUCCGGAGUUGGAAUUUCUAUAGAGCGGUUUUCAAUAGAUUAAUUCUCAUGAAGCCAUCCAGACGAAGAUCAUAUCGGACGCAUUUCCGCUAAUUUGUCCGGGGCGACACGCGGCGAGCUGUUUGUCGAGACAAGCAGAUGGAUGAGCCCGUGAAAUCGCGACGGUCUCGCGGGAUGCAUUUCAUUCGCGCAGUUUCUUUUUUCUGCUUGUUUCCUCCACAUCAAAUUCGCAUUGGGCAAUUGGCAUUAAGUGGGUAUCGAGACGGCGAGUUGCGUUUCGACUCCGAAAAUGGUGGUAGAUCAAAGGGACGGGCAGCCUCGCGGAUUCCCACCGGAUGCCCGCCAGAACGCCAUCAUUUGUCAACCUUGGCCGUCUUUUCCCACCGACUCGCAGCUCGUUUUCGCAACAACACCGAAUUCUUGGGGUUCCUCCUCGAUGAGUUCAAUCCGUUGCAAAACGAAAAAAAAAUUAUGAGAUGACUUCUUCAAAAAAACGCCUUUGAAGUUUUUUUUUGAGUUUUCUACUGCAAAAUAGUUGAUUAGACUGAAUUAAAGAACAGACAUUUUUGAAAAGGUAGCAGUUAUUAAUUAUCUGGUAGGCCUAAAGAUGACUUCAAAUGAAUAUAUUGGCUUUCUUCAGUCUGGUUUUCAAAUGUUAAACUAAAUAGACUGUGAGUUCUUGUAACAUACAACUUUUAAGGGGCAGUAAUUCGAAAAUUUAAAAUUUUGUGAAGGUUUUCGUAUUUUGCAUCGUAAAGUUUGGGAUCGACUGCAAAUUGAAGUGAACGUUUUUGCUGACUUCCAGAGAACGUGUUGCGAGAUUCAUGGACAAAAUUGUUUCCGCAUCAUAGUCAAAUCAUUUAUCGUGUUGUUUUAGUCAAAUGUAAUUGGCUAGGGUGAAGAAGAACUUUUGAAGUUAUAACGAUCAACCGCCUCUAGCGAACUAGGAGUCCAAAAGUGUAGUUGAUCAAGUUGAAAGCAUGGCAUUACUUUCCUUCGUCUUUUCCUUUUGCGCGUAGUUUCGCCUUGACAAACUCAGAGUAUAGCGGAGCUUGUGCCGGGGCCCAGAAAUAGGGUCUAGGUGAAAGCCUCGGAAUGAAAGCGACCACAGAAGAGUGAAGAUUUUACACGGAAAUAACAAUUUAAAAAAAAGUUUGAGGUUUUCUAAAAAGGAACUUUUUCAGGGUAUGGGCACAUAGUGCCUCGGACGAACGCGGGUCGCAUCGCCAUCAUCUUUUACGCCUUGUUUGGAAUCCCACUGAUUCUCGUUACCAUCGCCGACAUGGGUCGAUUUCUUUCCGGUCGGUCUUUUUCUCAAUGAAGCCUCAACAUUUUAUCAAACAUUUACAGGCGGCAUUAUUUGGGUUCACAAUACGUACCGGAAUUUCAUGGACGCUUGCUGUGCACAGUGUUGGAAAGCCUUCAAAUGGAUGUGCUGCCGAUUUCGUCGGAAACCGCGCCGAAACAUUCAGGUCUUCAUUUUUCAUUCAAAGUCUCCGAUUUUGGCAUCCAUUUUCGUUUUUUUUUUACUUCGUCCGUUCUAUUUUGCUCCUCAAAAUUAUUUUUUUUUACACCAAAACGUUCAAAACGUUUUUAUAUGGCAAUAAGCCGGAUUUUUUUUUUUAAAUUUUGUAUCAAUGUCUGUUUUGAGAAAUGUAUUUCUUUUACAAGCCUUCAGCAAAUGAAGUCUAGAAAUCGUUAAGGUUUGAAAAAGUCCUCUACUUAAAAAUUCAGAAUACUUCUUUUGUUAAAAAUUAAUGUGUUUCCCACCUUUUACUGAACAGGUUACUUUAUGUUUAUCAAAUUAACAGCUUGAGCAGCUCCGUCUUUAUUUUAUCUUCUUUAGAAUUUCAUUUUGAUUUUUCAAUCUUGCACAUUCCUAGAUUAAACUAAAUUUCAUUGUUUUUGGAUUUUGGAAAGUUCAGAUGCCGACAAUCGAACUUCUCCAACGCCAACAGAAGCUGUACAACAACAACAACAACGCGACUGUGGCGGCGACGGCUGCUUCGGGCGCAGCCAUCGGGUCUGCCAGGAAGAAACGUCAGAGGGGCGACAACGUCAGCGAGGCCGGCACCUUCGACGGUACUUUCUUCUUUUUCUUCUUCUUGCGACCACCAUUUCUGAGAAGACUGUUAAUCUUACAAAAAAAGGAGAAAAACCAUUUUGACUGAAACUAAGAAACGAAUUCAAUUGAUGAAAAUAUUUCAUUUUUCAUAUGAUCCCAAAGAGGUGAAUUUCAUUGAAAAAAUAAUUUAAAGAAAAAAUUUGAGUUUUUCAGACAUCAGCGACAUCCACAACAGUGAAGGCGGCAGUGAAGACACAAACGCUCGCGCCGAAGAAGUCUGUUUCUUUUCCAAAUGUUUCUCCGAAAAAAUGACAGAAGUUUUUCCUAAUUCGAAUUUUCAACUUUAUUUCCAUAGAGUGAGAUCCAUCCUGUGCAAAAGAGUUGAAGUUAUUUUUUCAAUGGUCAUUCGUUUCAGCUCCCAAUCACGGUAAUCAUCAAAAUUCAAAGAGAUUUCACAAGUCAAACUCAAUAAUAUGAUAAAAUCAGAUAAAACCAGGGAAUUUGAUGAAAUGGAUAACUUAAAAGUUGAAAAAGUAGAAGCGAGAUUAUCUAGAAAAAGUAUUGAAAAAGUAAAAAAAAAAGAAUCGGUUCUUCUCGCUUCUUUAUUGGAAAAUGGGAUUUCAAUACCGUCUUCAUUGAUAGAACUUCAGUUUUAUUUCUGAGAAACCUUAUUGACUUUGUCAAGUUAUCUAUUCCUUCUAACUGAUGUAUUCGCAAUUCAAGGUGGAGGUGAUCGAGCCGCCGCACCACGAGAGACGGGUCUCCGUCGUCUUCAUCCUUUUCAUCAUGCUCGGUGAGGGAAAAAACAAAAAAGGGAGAAGCUUUCUCUUCCCUCUCUCUGCAAAAGUACUCUCUCAUCCUUCUUCCGAACCUCAACUUGAUUCGACUUGGCAUCGAAAUGAUGAUAUCGCCGAGAGGCCGCCACUUUUAUUUUGCAAUAUUUUUGGCCUCCAACCCAACUCCGCAGAAUGUAUCGACUUGGCCAUUUUCGGCUUUGAACAAAACAAAAAAAAAGAAGAGGGUUAGGUUUAACGAGCUCUUUCGUUAGGGGUGUGGAAAGAAUGUGGAAUAGGUGUUUUCACGAAAAGAGUUUUUCUUCCAAGAAAGACUCAAAAAGCAUAUCCUUUUUGUAAAAAAAGUGUAGAAAAAAAUAGGCUUUUUUUCUAGCCGAGCUGUUGAUUUUUCAGAAUUACCUUUCUGAAAAACUCAUGAUUCCUUUUUUUAGAGAUGAUUCUCUUUAAAAAGAAAAAACUAGUUUUAAAUAAAUAAUAACUUUUACAGGCUACGUGGCCGGCGGUGCCUAUAUUAUUCGUUACUGGGAGUCCUGGACGUUUUUUGACGCCUUUUAUUUUUGCUUUGUUACGGUCACCACAAUCGGUAGGCGGUUCCGAAUAAUGCCAGCGAUAUCGCGUUUCUUUUCUCAGGGUUCGGCGACAUCGUGCCGCUAAAUGUAGAUUUUUUUCCUGCCACUCUUGCCUACAUCGUACUAGGGUUGAUAAUCACGACAAUGUGCAUCGGUGAGCUGGAGAACUUUGAAGAAAGCAUGAAAAGAAUAUUUUGAGAUCUCGUGGGUAGCGAGUACAUCCGCGACAUCCACUUUUAUGGGCGGAGCCUCGGUCGCUCAUUUAUGACCAUUGGUGGGAAGGUAAUUCAGCCAGAAAACUCACCACGUUUGCUUAACGACUUCAUAAGAAACAAAUUGUUCUUCUUUCUCAUUUCUCCCGUUCACGGUGAUGUCCGUAGAAGAAGAGAAUAGUAGGAAAAAUGAAAACAGUUCAACAUUCUGACCAUUAUCACCAGUCUCCAUCGUGUGAAAUGCUUCCAUUCGCUAACUGAUUAAGGUCGUUCACCUGGGCGAAGUUUUCGGCUACGUGGCGUUUCUUCAGAAGAACUACGGUCUCACGCCAGAGCAACUCAAUAAAUUAGCCCAACUGCCAGAGGUUUCUUGCCGUUUUUAUCAGUUUGCAUUUAUUGAUUCAGGAAUAUCUGCUCGAUUGCUUGAUAAAUGGCCGGCAGCCCGAUCUCAACUUCAUCGGUGGACGGUAUGCUCUAACUAAAAAGAAUUUCGCAUGGAGAUUGACGCGCUUUUUUGUAGCGAUCACCGAGAAAGUUUUCAGCAAAAAAAUAUUGUAACGCUUGAAGAGAAGUGAUAUUCAAGUUGAAAACUUUGUGAACUCACACGAUCAUACAAUUUUUUUUCUUUUUGCAAGCCUCAUCUGAACACUGAUUCAUUUAAAGACGAAAAAAAAAAUGGAAGAAGAUGAUAUUCGCAAUCGAUAUAAUAAUUUCUUUUUUACCUUACCGAAGAGAAUAGAGGAAUUAUCCAGAUAGCAUUCGUAAGAUUCUCCUCAUAACUUUGAAGAAAACAUUUGCAAAUGUGAACGUUCCUGUCCAUCUCAGCUGACUUCUCUGGGAUUUCUUAUGAAAUUUUCCCAAUCGAUACUUUCAGACCGUAUGUUCCACCGGAUAUCUACUAUUUCAAGUGGAUAGAACACCCUCGGACGCUUUCUUUCGCGUCAGAUCGUGUUCUGCAAAGCAUGGAAAGCCUCGACCUCAACACCAGCAGGUGAAUAAAAGUUUUUAGAAAUAAUAUGGAAAACCUUGGACUCCGCUGAUUAAAUAAAUUUACUUGGAAAUGUUGCAAUAUACCAGUGUUUUUUUAGCUAAUAGUUAGACUAAUAAUUAUUUUUUUCUUCAUUUCAGAUGUUCAACAGCGCGAACAUUGACUCCUCGGGAAUAUUAUCAGAAGAUCCUGUUCCAGUACUGCAAGCAGUUGCAACCAGAAGAAGCCAUCAUGGACAUCGAUUCAUGA